Molecule: messenger RNA, 426 nt
Organism: Auanema sp. JU1783
Lineage: Eukaryota; Metazoa; Nematoda; Chromadorea; Rhabditida; Rhabditidae
Source: the annotation of a GenBank genome assembly
AUGAACGAGAAGGCAUCCGAUCCCCCAAAACUUGACAUCAAUGACUUUGAUUCAUCAACUGAUAUCAGACAAUUCUCUCUGAUACUUAUUGGUAUAUCGAUUUUCAUCCUCAUUCUUUUCAUUAUCUUAACACUUCUGUAUACGAAACUGAGGAGACGAUUUGGAAGGAAUGAUGCAGAUGAAUCAUCACACGAAGAAGGUGUAAUGCCGGAUGUAAUAGAAACUGAUCCAGCUGAUAUGCUGCUAUUCACGGCCAAGGGUCCGUUGACUGUAACUGGUUUUUCUAAGAUACAUACACAUCAGUUAGAUGAUGAAAAGUCAAAAUCAUUACGGUCAGUUGAGUACGUGCCGGAACAGAAUGAGCUCUAUGAUAUUGGAACGCUGAUUGAGAAAGUCAUUGAGGAGCCAAAUUCACCAAAUAAGUAA